Messenger RNA from Neltuma alba, 939 nucleotides. Its product is annotated as TMV resistance protein N-like. NCBI's taxonomy places the organism in Eukaryota, Viridiplantae, Streptophyta, Magnoliopsida, Fabales, Fabaceae. The transcript has a single exon. The record is from RefSeq and is a predicted model, not a curated record. The coding region runs from base 1 to 939 and encodes 312 amino acids. Gene Ontology annotation, biological process: signal transduction; defense response. Gene Ontology annotation, molecular function: ADP binding.
AUGGGAGCCAGUCAAAUGAAGGAGGCACUGUCCAAUAAAAGUGUGCUGGUAGUGUUUGAUGAUGUGAAUCAUAUAGACCAACUCAUAGCAUUAUGUGGAAGUAGGGAUCUGUGCUUCGGCAAAAGGAGUUUAGUACUUGUUACGUCAACAAGUAAGGAUCUAAUUCUUGGCCUCGGACUCUACUUUUAUGAAAUGAAGGCGCUGGAUGAGAGUGAGUCUCUUGAGCUUUUCAGCUGGCAUGCAUUUAAGAAAUCUAGUCCAACAGAUGAUUUCAUGUCUCUAUCAGGGAAAGCAAUAAAUUUUUGUGAAGGACUAUCGUUAGCUCUUGAAGUUAUUGGCUCUCUUUUGCUUAAUAGGACAAAAAAAGAGUGGAAUAAUGUGUUGAAGAAAUUGAGAGGAAUUCCUCGUGGUCAAAUACAAGAGAAGCUCAAGAUAAGCUUGAAUUUUUUAACCGAUUCAGAGAAAGAUUUAUUCUAUAAUAUAGCUUCCUUUUAUGUGGGUCUAAAUAAACAUGAUGUUACACAAUUGUUAAAGGGCUCAAAAUUUCCUGUAGAAAAGGCAAUGCAUGAGAUUACAGAGCAGGGACUUGUAAAAGUUGAUAUGAGUGAUAAGCUUGAUGUUCAUCAUUUGUUGCGAGAGAUAGGAAGAGAAAUAAGUCCUAAAAAGAUAAAGCAUGAAUAUACCUAUGAUGUAUUCCUGAGUUUUAGAGGUGAAGAUACACGUAAAUCUUUUACUACUCAUCUUUGCACUGCUUUAAAGAAAGCAGCUAUUGAGGUCUUCAUGGAUGAAGAGGGGAUUAGAAGGGGUGAAGCCAUUUCUUCCUCUUUACUGCAAGCAAUUGAAAGUUCAAGAAUGUCGAUAAUUAUAUUCUCGAAAAAUUAUGCUGGUUCUUUUCACCAAAAAAUUAUGCUGGUUCUAGUUGGUGUUUACAACAAUUAG